UACACGACAGAAACUCGCCCUUGGUCGAGGGGGGAGACCGUACGUGCAAAAGUCGAGCUUCAGAAGAAUAACGUCGACUGGAGAGGAUGGGCUCGCAAGACUCCAAUAUGACUUGGCACCUGUUUCCUGGGCGUAGUACGAUACAGAAAGAGAAAUGUUGCGCAAAAGCGAAGACCUGGCAGUUGGCUUUCCUGGUGGCGAUCUUGAUCCUGGUGUCAACAUUCAGCCUGUUCAGCUUAGUCUAUAACAGAAAUAAAAAACAGACCGAGUCUGAAACAAUGUUCAUCAAUGAGGACUAUGAGUCAAAUGGCGGCAACACCAAGGCAAGCCUAAAUUUUACCAGCAGUUGCCAACAUUCCAACUUUUUCGGUUGACCAUGACCGUAAUAACUCAAAAUCUACAUACACUUAGUGCUAACUAAUGCUAAGCUAAUUAAGUCAAAUGCUGUUAAUUUCAGAAUUUGACCCUCGCUGAACAACUGGAGCUGACCCUUCAUGGAAAAAUAGCAAAAAACGUCAGGAAGACCAAGUAUAAAAUCAAAUGCUGGCGCAGAGUCCUGAUGAAAGAUGAUGGAGAUGCUCAAAUGGGGGAGCUGGUUGGAGGUCUCCAAGUGGGCGGUGGCAUCGCCAUCAGGGGGCGAGUCAAGCCAAAUGCAAAAAGUUUUAAUGUCGACCUUUUGAUGGGCAAUAGCAGCAGUAGCGACGUGGCACUGAGCCUGAACCCUCGCAUGAAUGCCAAGGUGUUUGGACGCAACUCCUUUCUGUCUGGUUUCUGGGGUGUGGAGGAGCGCAAGCUGGACAAGUUCCCCUUUGCACCUGGCUUCUACUUUGAGAUGAAAAUCCACUGCGGCGUCGACGCGUUCACCGUGUCCGUCAACUGCGCCCGGCUCCUGGAGUACAAAUACCGUGUCGACCUGGACCGGAUCACCCAUGUGAGAGUGUUUGGCGACUUGAAGCUGCUUUUCGUUCAACAUGGCAAAGUUUGAAGUGCUGCUUUUUGUUCAUGCUUAUAUCUCAUCCUAUCCACUUUA
This is a messenger RNA of Hippocampus zosterae (dwarf seahorse), 1030 nucleotides long. RefSeq names its product galectin-8-like. The record is from RefSeq and is a predicted model, not a curated record. NCBI's taxonomy places the organism in Eukaryota, Metazoa, Chordata, Actinopteri, Syngnathiformes, Syngnathidae. The transcript has 6 exons. Bases 560 to 985 code for a protein of 141 amino acids. Gene Ontology annotation, molecular function: carbohydrate binding.